GAGCUAUUAUCACUGAGAUACUGUCGAGUGUGAAGAAUCGAUCAUCGUGUUUAAAGUGCAGCGAGCACCUGUGUUAAAUACACUGAACUGAAAGAACACUGCUAUACUGAGAACAUUAAUACAGCUCUCGAGGAAGAAAGAUGAGGCUUCUGUGCGUGUUGGUGCUGGUGGCCGCCAGCGUGUUCGCGGAAGACGACGAGAAGAAGGAAAGCGUGGGGACCGUGGUGGGAAUCGAUCUGGGCACCACGUACUCCUGCGUCGGUGUGUUCAAGAACGGUCGUGUUGAGAUUAUCGCCAAUGAUCAGGGGAACCGCAUCACGCCAUCAUACGUGGCCUUCACCACCGAGGGCGAGCGUCUGAUCGGAGACGCCGCCAAGAACCAGCUGACCUCCAACCCGGAGAACACCGUGUUCGAUGCCAAGCGCCUGAUCGGACGCACCUGGAGCGACCCCUCCGUCCAGCAGGACAUCAAGUACCUGCCUUUCAAGGUGGUUGAGAAGAAGAGCAAGCCUCACAUCCAGGUGGACAUCGGCGGCGGCCAGAUGAAGACCUUUGCCCCUGAAGAGAUCUCUGCCAUGGUGCUGACCAAGAUGAAGGAGACCGCCGAGGCCUACCUGGGCAAGAAGGUCACACACGCCGUGGUCACUGUCCCUGCCUACUUCAACGAUGCUCAGCGCCAGGCCACUAAAGAUGCCGGGGUCAUCGCCGGGCUGAAUGUGAUGAGGAUCAUCAACGAGCCAACUGCCGCCGCUAUUGCCUACGGCCUGGACAAGAAGGACGGCGAGAAGAACAUCCUGGUGUUCGACCUGGGCGGCGGCACCUUCGACGUGUCCCUGCUGACUAUCGACAAUGGCGUCUUCGAGGUGGUGGCCACCAACGGGGACACGCACCUGGGCGGCGAGGACUUCGACCAGCGCGUUAUGGAGCACUUCAUCAAGCUGUACAAGAAGAAGACGGGCAAGGACGUGCGCAAGGACAACCGCGCCGUGCAGAAGCUGCGUCGUGAGGUGGAGAAGGCCAAGCGCGCCCUGUCCGCUCAGCACCAGGCCCGCAUCGAGAUCGAGUCCUUCUUUGAGGGCGAGGACUUCUCCGAGACUCUCACCCGCGCCAAGUUUGAGGAGCUCAACAUGGACCUGUUCCGCUCCACCAUGAAGCCUGUGCAGAAGGUGCUGGAAGACGCUGACCUGAAGAAGUCCGACAUUGAUGAGAUUGUGCUGGUUGGCGGCUCCACCCGCAUCCCUAAGAUCCAGCAGCUGGUGAAGGAGUUCUUCAACGGCAAGGAGCCGUCCCGAGGCAUCAACCCCGAUGAGGCCGUGGCGUACGGGGCUGCCGUGCAGGCUGGAGUGCUCUCUGGAGAGGAGGACACAGGUGACCUGGUUCUGCUGGACGUUUGCCCCCUGACACUGGGUAUUGAGACUGUGGGCGGAGUCAUGACCAAGUUGAUCCCCAGAAACACUGUGGUCCCCACCAAGAAGUCCCAGAUCUUCUCCACCGCCUCUGACAACCAGCCCACCGUCACCAUCAAGGUCUAUGAAGGUGAGCGCCCCCUGACCAAAGACAACCACCUGCUGGGCACCUUCGACCUGACGGGCAUCCCCCCCGCACCCCGCGGUGUCCCCCAGAUCGAGGUGACCUUCGAGAUCGACGUGAACGGCAUCCUUAGGGUGACGGCUGAGGACAAGGGCACCGGCAACAAGAACAAGAUCACCAUCACCAACGACCAGAACCGGCUGACGCCCGAGGACAUCGAGCGCAUGGUGAACGACGCCGAGCGCUUCGCUGAUGAGGACCGCAAGCUGAAGGAGCGCAUCGACGCCCGCAACGAGCUGGAGAGCUACGCCUACUCGCUCAAGAACCAGGUGGGCGACAAGGAGAAGCUGGGGGGCAAGCUGUCAUCCGAGGACAAGGAGGCCAUCGAGAAGGCGGUGGAGGAGAAGAUCGAGUGGCUGGAGUCGCACCAGGACGCCGACCUGGAGGAGUUCCAGGCCAAGAAGAAGGAGCUGGAGGAGGUGGUGCAGCCCAUCGUCAGCAAGCUAUACGGCAGCGCGGGGGGCCCACCCCCUGAGGGAGGGGAGGACGACGAGCAGGCCGACAAAGACGAGUUGUAGGGGGGCGGGACGCCUCGGCCCCCACCCCCUCACCCUCGCUUCUCUGGGCAGGGGCUAAGGUGCGCAGACGGGACUCAUUAAAUGGGUGAGAGGAAAGAGGGGGGGUGGCAGCUCCAGCCCCAGGUGUGUGGAAGGACUCUGAGGGUGGGGGGGGGAGAGGGAGAGCCUGUGAAAGUUGCUGUCUUCACUGCAAAGUGGAGGUUUAAAGUCGGCCUGGAUUGAGGCUCACUUCUGCUGUUCUCUGGCAGUUUGAAAGGGGUUAUUUUCUCU
This is a messenger RNA of Megalops cyprinoides (Indo-Pacific tarpon), 2378 nucleotides long. RefSeq names its product endoplasmic reticulum chaperone BiP. Gene Ontology annotation, molecular function: misfolded protein binding; ATP binding; ATP hydrolysis activity. Gene Ontology annotation, cellular component: membrane; nucleus; endoplasmic reticulum lumen. The coding region runs from base 141 to 2108 and encodes 655 amino acids. The record is from RefSeq and is a predicted model, not a curated record. Gene Ontology annotation, biological process: protein refolding; endoplasmic reticulum unfolded protein response; cellular response to unfolded protein. NCBI's taxonomy places the organism in Eukaryota, Metazoa, Chordata, Actinopteri, Elopiformes, Megalopidae. The transcript has 9 exons.